Molecule: messenger RNA, 2433 nt
Organism: Closterium sp. Naga37s-1
Lineage: Eukaryota; Viridiplantae; Streptophyta; Zygnematophyceae; Desmidiales; Closteriaceae
Source: the annotation of a GenBank genome assembly
AUGUGGCUUGGUAGUUCUCUUAUUCCCCCUGUGCCCCUUCGUCCACACCCGUCUUCUCAGGUGGAGGCGGUGACUCCGUUGCCGCAGUCAGCAGCACAUGACAUACCGCCAUGUGCCGUGGCAGUGGGCGGCACUGAUGUGCCAUCCCACAUGCCACACAUGCCAUCCCACGUGCCAAAUCCGCCACCCCACAUGCCGCAUUCACUGGGCGACACACUGCAACCCUGCAGCCAGUGCAGCAGCACGCCACAGACUUUUGAGACGUCUCAAAAGUUGUCAAAUCCGCCAUCCCACGUGCCGCAUUCACCGGGCUACACACUGCAGCCCUGCAGCCAGCGCAGCAGCAGCACGCCACAUGCACUUGCUGCCGGAAUGGAAGCUGCUGGGAAGGUUCCUCUGGAUCCAGUUCAGGCAGCGGGGCAAGUGCAAGUGGUUAUAACGAGGGCUGCAGAUGAAUUGCUGGCUGUGAAGUUGGUGCCUUAUAACGAGGCGGUGAAGGAUGUGUGCAAGUCCAUUUCAGGGCGCUUCUGGGACAAAGUGUCCAGGCAGUGGAAGUACCCUUUCCACAUGGCGGAUGAGGUGGUUGCAGCGCUCGCAUGCAUCACUGACGUUCCUAUUCAGGAUCUCGUGGCGCCCAUGAAGAGCGUCCCUUGCUCCAUCUGGCAGCAGGACAAACGGCUAUGGGUGUUCCCUCUCUCCUCCCUGGAUGCAUUUCUCGAAGCCGUGCAAUCGGUACCAACCUGUGAUGUAGAGGUGGAGCCGUUACCACCGGCGGUGCAGCGGGCACUCGAGGAGACGGCCAAGCUGCCAGACGAUUCAGGUCGCUACUUUGACUUGCCAGACGGCUUUCGGAAGCUUCUGAUGCCCUUUCAAGAGCAAGGCAUGCAGUUCGCUCUGUCACGUGGUGGUCGAGUGUUGAUAGCGGACGAGAUGGGGCUGGGCAAGACCGUGCAGGCAAUAGGGCUGGCAGCAUGCUACAGGGACGAGUGGCCUGUGCUUGUAAUUGCCCCCUCCUCUCUGCGCCUCCACUGGGCCAUGAGCAUUGUGCGCUGGCUCGACCUGCCCCCUGAAGACAUCACAGUGGUGAUGCCUCAGGGCACAACGCGCAGCAUCAACGGGUUCAACUUUGUCCGCUGCACUCGCAACCAGCCACUCUCAUUGCAAUCACCCUUCAACAUAAUCUCCUAUGAUCUGCUGGAUCGCCUGGAGCAGCCAGAGGAGCCGUUUAAGGUGGUGAUAGCAGACGAGUCGCACUACCUCAAGAACUACAAGGCCAAACGCACAGGGCUGGCCGUGCCACGACUGCAGAGGGCCAACAGGGCCAUUCUUCUCACGGGCACACCGGCCCUCUCACGCCCCAUCGAUCUCUUCAAGCAGCUGGAGGCGCUUCAGCCUCAUGCCUAUCGCAAGCUGGGAGAGUAUGGCAAGAGGUACUGCCGCGGGGGGAGGUUUGGGGAGUUCACAGGCUCGAGCAAUCUGGAGGAGUUGCAUGCGGUGCUGAGCGGUACGGUCAUGAUCCGGCGGCUCAAGAAGCAAGUGCUGCCACAGCUGCCAGACAAGCGACGACAACAGGUGCUGCUAAUGCUGGAGGAGAAGGCCAUGAAGCCCAUCCGUGCACUGCAUAUACAGCUGAGGAAGGUGAGGGAGAAGAAGAAGGCGGCAGCGACUCCAGAGAAGGAGAGUGAAGCAGUGAUGGAGGAAAGAGCCCUGGUGUCCCGGCUGUACACAGAGUCAGCGUGGGCAAAGGUGGAUGCUGUGAGGGAGUACCUGGGAACGAUGCUGGAGGGGGGGUGCAAGUUCCUGGUGUUCGCCCAUCACAUGACCAUGAUGGAUGCGCUCUCUGAGUUUUUCCAGAAGGCGAAGGUGGGGUACAUUCGCAUCGACGGGGGCACAGCGCCUGAGAAGAGGCACCAUUUGGUGGCACGCUUUCAGGAAGAGCCUGACACUCGUGUGGCUGUGCUGGGUAUCCAUGCAGCAGGCGUGGGACUGACACUCACAGCAGCCAGCACGGUGGUGUUUGCAGAGAUGGCGUGGAAUCCGGGGGACUUGGUGCAGGCAGAGGACAGGGCGCACAGAAUAGGCCAGGCCAAUGCAGUGAACGUGUAUUAUCUGCACGCCCCUGAAACCAUUGACGACGUUAUAUGGAGCGUUGUUCAGCACAAACUGGAGAAUCUGGGACAGGUGAUGGACGGAGAGCAGAAGCAGUCCCUGCAGGUGCACAAGGACCCUCGCCAUGCUGCCUCCGCUGCUGCUCUUGCAGUCAGGAAGAAGGGAGGGGGGGAUGAGCAGCAGGGGGAGCAGGGCAGUGGGAAGUGGGGAGGGUUGACCCAUGCGGGUGUGACUGAUGGAGGUGUGACUGUAGCAGGGUGUGGGGGUGGGGAGGAGAAGAAGAGGCAGCGCACGAUUAAUGAGAUGUUCCAGCCGCCGAGAUAA